Molecule: messenger RNA, 1210 nt
Organism: Cryptomeria japonica (Japanese cedar)
Lineage: Eukaryota; Viridiplantae; Streptophyta; Pinopsida; Cupressales; Cupressaceae
Product: protein SHORT HYPOCOTYL IN WHITE LIGHT 1
Exons: 4
Coding region: 186-812 (208 amino acids)
Biological process (GO): regulation of abscisic acid-activated signaling pathway; negative regulation of photomorphogenesis
Source: RefSeq, a predicted model, not a curated record
AGUCUGAGCGGCAAGUAAUUCCCAACUUUAAAAAACCCCAAAAAAAGCACCAUGUCAGCUAAAGAAAUGUCGUACGUGGCAAGGAAAUCUAUAUUAUUCUACACAUCAAAUUGUUCUCUGCUGUUUAAGCCACUCAAAUCUGUCAAACAUUCAUCUCUGUAAAACAACUGUACAAGGAAAAGGAAAUGUCCGUGUUUUUAAUGAGGCCGAUGCCAUUAACUUGGCAAAGGUUGAAGCCCAUCACAGAAGUUUCUUCUAAUUGGCGGACAAAUGAUUUUUGCGCACCGCCAUUUGAUUAUUCUACCUGCAAAACUCCGCUUACAUUGUCUUACCCGCGUUUAGGGUUUCAUCCUCAGGCAAUCUGGAAAGUUCCAAAUUAUCGUGGAGGAAGAGACAUUUUUGGUGAGAGAAAAGCAGGCGCCUCUGGGUAUGAAGAGGAUUAUGAUUCUGAUACAGAGGAUGAAGAUAGGAGCCUUGAUUUGUUUGUCAGAUUUGUUCACACUAUAUUCAAAAAGGUAUCUAGGAGAGCAAGAAAAGCAGCCAAAUCAAUAUUGCCACCUACAAUAUCACCACAAUUGCAGGUGGGAUUUUCUGUAAAUGGUGUACUAAUUUUGGCUUCGCUCUGGAUUCUUAAGGCAUUUCUUCAGAAAAUUUCCCAGGUGGUGUGCACGCUUGGAAGUGUGGUGUUUGUUUCAAUUUUACUUCUGCGGGGAAUUUGGUCUGCAGCAACGUACAUCAAAAUAAAUGGAAAUAGAAGUUUACGUGGUCCAGAUGAUGAUAAUUCAUGGAGUGGGGCACAACCUGUAACUUAAUUAUUACAGGAUGCUUUCCAGCCUUGCAUGAAAAGCAUCUCUCUUUCUCUUGAUUUUUGAAUACCAACAGGUAUAACAAAUUUAUUGGUUUGCUGCUUCUGAGCAACGGAAGAAUUGCAAACAGGUAGAGAGCAACUGGCAUAUCUUAAUACAAUUUUAGAUGGCAUGAUUGCUAUUGUUCCAUCUAUUUUGUCAAAGGAAAGAAUGGGAAAAGUAAACAGAGACGAAGGAACAUUAAUAAUGGAAAGAAGAUAGCAGAUGAUACCUCUGCUUCACAACCCCCUAUUUAUGGGGAAGUAUCGGCAGGGUGUACCACUGUUUGUAAUAAUGAAUGCUCGAUUUUCAUUUCUUACUUUCCCAGAAGGCAUCUGAAAUAAAGAAAUAUUUAAGGCUGGCAA